UCAUCACAUACAUCUAGAGCUGCGUUACAAGUGCACAAGUCGGUGCAACAUCGCCAGAGUACUGCCGAAUUAGUCCAAAAGUCGCUCAAGUGUCAGCUCCGUAUGGAAAUAGUUAAGAACUACGCCGUACUUCGUUGUAACAUUUUGAAAAUUCCGAAGAUACCGGACGAACAAGUCAACCAGUGCCUUGAAGAAAGAUCUCAAAAGAAGAAAAGGAACAUCUCUAAAGAAUCAUCACCGCUACCUUCUUGUGUACCCGAUCAGCAAUUGUAG
Molecule: messenger RNA, 273 nt
Organism: Ostertagia ostertagi
Lineage: Eukaryota; Metazoa; Nematoda; Chromadorea; Rhabditida; Trichostrongylidae
Source: the annotation of a GenBank genome assembly